This is a messenger RNA of Aspergillus bombycis, 1791 nucleotides long. Its product is annotated as fungal specific transcription factor domain-containing protein. Gene Ontology annotation, biological process: DNA-templated transcription. The transcript is spliced from 5 exons. The coding region runs from base 1 to 1791 and encodes 596 amino acids. NCBI's taxonomy places the organism in Eukaryota, Fungi, Ascomycota, Eurotiomycetes, Eurotiales, Aspergillaceae. The record is from RefSeq and is a predicted model, not a curated record. Gene Ontology annotation, molecular function: DNA binding; zinc ion binding.
AUGGCGGAUAUGCGUCGAAAGUUUGCCAUGAAGCGGAAGCUGGACCGACUGGAACAAGCGGAAGAUACCUUGCUACACAUCAUCGGUGCCCUCCGAGGGAGUGAAAACACACGCAUCGCACAACUAUUGAACCUGAUCCGGAGCAAUGCCUCCUUUGAUGAGAUUGCACUUUUCUUGGAGCAACAAUUCUCUCGCGCCGAGAUCGAACGAUCCCCCGAGCUACGUGAGUUUCGGAGCCAGCUCUCCCGACCUUCCGAUGAAGACGACGACGACGGGAACGAGGGCAAUGCACCUCGGAUUCCCCGGCGUAUGCUCGAGGUGCGCCGCCUCGCCGAUAUCCCCGUGUACAAGGUUCCCGCCAAGCCCUGGACGACGGUCACGGACGAUGACGAUCUGGUGUCACACCUGGUGUCCUUGUGGCUCACAUGGACUUACCCGUGGUUUGACUGGCUAGAUAAGGAUGUCUUCAUUCGCGAUAUGCAGGCGGGGGAUUUGAACUGUCGGUUCUGCUCGCCAUUUCUCGUGAAUGCCAUUCUUUCGGAGGCGAGUUAUUAUUCCGACUACGCCGAAGUCUUUACCGUCCCCGGCGAUAUGUUCUCUCGUGGCAACCACUUCUACGAAGAGGCCCGCCGAUUGCUCGAAGCAGAGGACGAGGAAGCUCCAAGCGGUAUACCGACUAUACAAGGCCUUCUGGUGCUAUUCAUACGGCUUGUUUUGAUGGGUAAAGACCGCGUGGGAUGGGUGUAUAUGGACCUCGCCAUGCGAGCCGCGAAGGAGUAUGCGUCUUCGCACCCGCCUCUUCCUAUCGACACGGAAUCGGCGCGACAGAUCGAGAACGUGGUCAACCGGACAUUGUGGGGAGCUUACAACAUGGCUUCGACGGCCGCGGUGUCCUUGAUGAAACACAUAGAUAUCACACCCCCUGCGCGACCGCGCGUGCCUAUCAACCAUGACGAUCGCCUCGAUGUAUGGUCUCCCUAUCCUCAGCUGGUCGAAUCGGUGCGGGGUCACCAUAAUUGCGUAUUCGACCGCUGGUGUGACUUCUCUUCUAUCACGCUCCGAAUCAGCAGGGCUCUCCAUGACCCGGAUAACAGUUUGCCGCAAUGCGAGAUCCCGGCCGUUAUCAAUGACAUAUACCAGCAGCUUCAGGGUUGGUACGCGAACUUACCGGAAUGUCUACGCCUGGAAAAUGCCGAGGUACCACAUGUUUUAAGCCUACACCUGUUCUACCACACAAAUGUCAUGCAAAUCUUUGGAUUCCUCCAAUCCAACAGCGGCGACUUCAUCGCCCCGGAGACUGCGAAGAACGCUCGGGACCUCUGCCUUUCGACGGCGAGACAUAUAGCUCAGAUCCUCAAUAUGCACCGUGAGAAAUGGGGCAUCGACCGGGUGGCCCCCUCGACCGUCCAAUGGACCAGUAUCGGCCUCUUCACUCUUCUGGAAGCCCUCGACUCACUUGAAAAUCGCAAGGCUUUCACUGAACUGUGCAUUUUUGCCCGGGCGAUGUCCCGACGCUUCGGUCUCGCCAAGGGCAUUCUUCGCAUGAUCCAGGUAACCGCACAGCAGGCGGAGGUAUCCCUUCCGCCAGAAACAGACGCCCUCUUCCUGGACUUUGAAAAACAGACGUGGCGCAACCAUGAUUCCCAGUCGUUUAGUAGCUUCUACCCCCAUUUUUCGACAGUAAUCCGACAGGGAAAGGCUCGACAAUCUGAUGCGAGUAUGGAUCGGUUUCUGGAGAAAUGGGAUAAUCUUGAUAUCAGCGACGGACCGCCCAGGAAGAAGGAAGGGUGA